Messenger RNA from Sphaeroforma arctica JP610, 901 nucleotides. RefSeq lists its product as hypothetical. The record is from RefSeq and is a predicted model, not a curated record. Lineage: Eukaryota; Ichthyosporea; Ichthyophonida. The transcript has 2 exons. Bases 1 to 495 code for a protein of 164 amino acids.
AUGAUCAACUCGGUUGAAUGUCCAGAGAUGAGUACUCAGGAUAUCAUCGGUUUCGUCGAGGGGUGUACGGUCGAUACCAUGCAUGCCAUGCUGGACGAACCCCCCGCAGAGGCUGCCGAACCCUUCUUAGAACGUUGUAGCUUUGACCAAGCAAAUCAGAACGUGUGCAGCCAAUGCAACGCAUUUCAAACAUGCGACUCUAACCAAUGUGUCACCGUAGGCUCCGCUUGCGGCUAUGGAUGUAGUCCACUCGAACAGGGGUCGUGUGACGAGGCAAACAAUGUGUGCGUGUGUACCGCUGACUAUGUUGGCGAGCACUGUGAACUCGCUGUCAGCCCUUGCACCUCACACCCGUGCGAGAAUGGGGGCACGUGCAUCGCGGAAGGGUUACAGCCCAUGUGUAGUUGUCCGGAUGGGUUUGUGGGCGUGUCGUGUCAGUUGUGCCCGCUCUGCACAAACAGGAAGGAGGAAUCUUCCACCGGACGGAUUGUAUAGAUAGAGGUGUACACGGAGUGUGUAGAAUAACUCGGAUAUUAAAAUCUCAACACGCAGGAGGGUUACAAUUCGAGAAUACGCGGAGCGGACGGGGACUUUCAAACAGACUUCGAGGUUUGACUGAUGUACCGGAAAUGGGCUGCUCGUAGUUGUAUGAAAGUGUGCGCACCUUAGAUGAUCUUGUAUAUAAUAUAGUGAUGUCGGCUAUCAGUUGGUUUCUUUGCCCAGGGCAACUUACGGCGGCUAAGUCAACCAAAACACACAAAAAUAGAAAUUUUAGAAACCAGAAUAUAACACAGAGACAUUUUUUAUGUUUCUCCAGAAAGUAGUAAAGGGACGUUCUUUACUACGUUCGUCACAGAAAGUAAUAAAGGGACAAAUAAACUACGUUUGUCCAGAAAGCAUA